Messenger RNA from Neoarius graeffei (lesser salmon catfish), 1781 nucleotides. It is a transcript of the gene zdhhc16b, whose product is annotated as zinc finger DHHC-type palmitoyltransferase 16b. Lineage: Eukaryota; Metazoa; Chordata; Actinopteri; Siluriformes; Ariidae. Gene Ontology annotation, cellular component: Golgi apparatus. The transcript is spliced from 11 exons. The record is from RefSeq and is a predicted model, not a curated record. Gene Ontology annotation, biological process: protein palmitoylation. The coding region runs from base 191 to 1264 and encodes 357 amino acids. Gene Ontology annotation, molecular function: palmitoyltransferase activity.
GAAAAGACUAAAGAAGAAGGACUAUUUUUUUUAAGUGACCAGGAUUCAAGUGUUAAAUAAAAAAAUAUAUAUAUGUAUUAAAAUGAUAUGAAUCUCAGCGCUGUGAAACGGGCCAGUCCAGUAAUCUACAGCAGAUGGCAUCUUAAGAACCCUUUUAAUGGAAGAAAAGAAAUAAAGGCCAGGAAAGGGGAUGCAUAGCUGGAGGUGUUAUUUCUCAAGGCUCAUGCGUCUGUCGGUGCGCUGGGUCCGCCUGUGUCCCCAUCCGAGACAAGGCAAGCCGCCUGGCUCGCUCUGGCAGUUCUGGAGCUAUGGAAAAGUCAUCUUCAACUCCCUUUACUUCAACACCCUCACCAACUGGGAUACGGUGCUCGACUCCAUUUUUGAACCUGUUUAUUGGUUGGUGGACAACCUGACCCGCUGGUUUGGGGUGGUGUUUGUGUGUCUGGUGAUUGCUCUGACCAGUUCUGUAGUACUGAUUGUCUACCUCUGCGUCCUGCCGCUGAUCAUACGCACUUACCCGACGCACUGGAUAAUCUGGCACCUCUGCUAUGGUCACUGGAAUCUUGUGAAUAUUGUGUUUCACUACUACAAAGCCAUCACAACAUCACCUGGAUGUUCUCCACAGGAAAAGAGUGAUAUUCCAACAGUGACUAUUUGUAAGAAGUGUAUUGUUCCCAAACCGGCGAGGACACACCACUGCAGUAUUUGCAACAUGUGUGUUUUAAAAAUGGACCAUCACUGUCCCUGGUUAAAUAACUGUGUCGGCCAUUUCAACCACCGCUACUUCUUUUCCUUUUGCCUGUAUAUGACCAUGGGCUGCAUCUACUGCAGCGUCAGCGCCAGAGAAAUGUUCUUUGAUUCUUACAAUGCCAUUGAGAGCUAUUAUCAGACUCCUCCACCCCAUUUCACUUAUGAGGAGCAGCUUUUCCAUAAGAGCCUUCUUUACCUGUGGGUGCUAACCAGCUCUGUGGCAGUAGCCUUGGGGGGUCUGACCAUCUGGCAUGCUGUACUCAUCACCAGAGGAGAGACCAGUGUGGAGAGACACAUUAACCGCAAAGAGAGAAAACGCCUGAAGCAGAUAGGCAAGGUAUUCAGGAAUCCUUAUCAUCACGGAAGAAUAAAUAACUGGAAAAUCCUGUUUGGUGUGGAGAAAACGAGUCAGUGGAUAACACGGGCACUGUUACCCUCGAGUCAUCCUCCUUAUGGUGACGGGCUCACAUGGGACUGGCCCCCACCCCACCACAAGGACAUGGACACCAUAUAAACGAUUAAUUCAAAUAAAUACAAACCAACAUUUCAAGCCAGCAGAUUUCAGUCCACGAAGCGUAAAGAUCUGCACCGCUGGGUUUCCUGCUCGGUCUGAGGACGACGAGAAGCUGCAUAAAGCCGUUUCCAGGAUGGAUGUGCCAAAGAGUUACUGCAAAAUGAUCUUUUAUGGAUGCGUUUAGUAUUUUGUGUUAGUUGUGAAGUAUUUUCACGGGUGAAACAUUUCAUCGAAGAAAAAUGGUUUGGAAGAAGGGAGGAGUUGAUCUAGUUACGCGUGAUUUUUUUUUUCUUGUUUUACGAUAGCAUUUUGAAAAUUAUUUUAUAGUGUGCCUUGAAGUAUUUGGAAAGAUGUAUUUAGAAUUCAAUCAUCAAACCGAUCUUUCUUUUAACGGUUCGUUAAAAUGUUAAGUAAUAGCUGAUGAUUAAACACAAAUGAAACAGCAUUUACUUAUAGCCCAAGAGCAUUAGCUCAAAAUUGAGUCCAACCCGGAACAAAUUAGUAACAAGCUGAAUUU